Messenger RNA from Mucor mucedo, 1706 nucleotides. RefSeq lists its product as uncharacterized. Bases 52 to 1476 code for a protein of 474 amino acids. The transcript has 10 exons. Gene Ontology annotation, biological process: mRNA processing. Gene Ontology annotation, molecular function: RNA binding. Gene Ontology annotation, cellular component: nucleus. The record is from RefSeq and is a predicted model, not a curated record. NCBI's taxonomy places the organism in Eukaryota, Fungi, Mucoromycota, Mucoromycetes, Mucorales, Mucoraceae.
CUUUUCCCUCUACUUUUUGUAAUUUAGAUAAUCAAAAACAUUAUAAUCACGAUGGAUAUUGACGUUGAAGCUAUGCUUGAUGCUCCCUAUCAAGAAAAGAGAGAAGAACAACCUAGAGAAGAUGAUCAACGUAGUCCUAGACAUCAUUCUUCACACUCUCAACAUCGGUCUGAUUCUCGUCACCAUUCUUCUCACCCCCGAUCACAUUCCCGACACAGUAGUAGGAGAUAUCGCCGCUCCUCUCGAUCAGUCAGUAGAGAAAGAAGACAUCGACGUUCUCCUUCUCGUGAAUAUAAAAGACGUAGCAGAAGUAGAAGACGCGGUAGUCGAAGCCCACCCUCUAGAAGACGUAGCCGAAGCCCACCCCCACUUCAUGAUAGGUAUAACGAUAGAAGAAGGACUAAUAAUAGAAGAGGAGGCAGAUCACCUUCACCUCCAGUCCCUGAGGAGGACAGAGAUAGAAGAACGGUCUUUGUGACUCAACUUGCUGCUCGUUUAACCACUCGUGAACUCGAGGACUUUUUCUCUCAAGCAGGACGUCUCCGUGAAGCCAAGAUUAUUACAGAUAGAAAUUCAAGAAAGUCUAAGGGUGUUGGAUAUGUCGAGUUUUACGAGGAAUCCUCUGUCCAAAAUGCGCUCGCAUUAUCAGGCCAAAAACUUUUAGGUAUUCCCGUCAUUGUGCAAUUAUCUGAAGCGGAGAAGAAUAGAUUGGCCAUGCAAGCUCAAAGAAACGCAUUGGGAGUUACAACUGAACCUUUAUACCAAAGAUUAUAUGUAGGCUCACUUCAUUUUAGUUUAACAGAUGAUGAUGUACGCCAAAUCUUUGAACCGUUUGGAGCUUUGGACUUUGUCAAUCUUCACAAAGAUCCUGAGACUGGCCGUUCAAAAGGGUUCGGUUUUAUUCAAUACAAAAAUGGUGAAGAUGCAAAGCAAGCAUUAGAAAAGAUGAACGGCUUUGAAUUAGCCGGUAGAAAUUUAAAGGUGGGUCUUGUUACUGAAAAGAAUACUUUAGCUUCUGGAGGUAGCUACAAUCUCGACGACGAAGAAACCGAGGGGGUUGCUUUGAACUCUCUUUCAAGAGCCGAACUAAUGGCAAAACUGGCUGCUAGAGAUCCUAGUGACGAACAUGAGGCGCCUCGUCGUGUGGCACCUGCUCCUAUUGCUCCUCGCAAACCAUUUAUCCCAACAAGUUCUUCUCGCUAUGUCAUGUUAAAUAACAUGUUUAAUCCUGCAGAAGAAACAGAGCCAGAUUGGGUAAGCGAUCUUGAAUCAGAUAUUAAAAUAGAAUGUGAACGUUACGGACCUGUCGAACAUAUCAAGGUCAAUGCUGAUUCAAUGGGCGAAGUUUUCUUAAAGUUUGAUACGGUGGAGUCUGCAGAAAAGGCGAUCAAUGCAUUGAAUGGCAGAUGGUUUGGUGGUAAACAGAUUACUGCUUCCUACGUCUCGGAGGCCAUAUUUAACGCCAAUUCGAUGUAAAAUGAUAAGGAAAAAAAAAAGUUUACUGAAACAAAAAAAAAAAAGAGCAACAAAACACAUACAAAAUAACUUUAUAUUUCUAUUAGUGUUUUACUAUAUUAUCUUUUCCAUCUUCCACUCCCAUUUUUGUUUUUUAUUUUAUUCACCCAAAGUUUCUAUAAUAGGUUUCUUCAAACACCAAUUGCCUCGCUUAAAAAUAAAAAGGUUGCCAAAAUGAAUAUGUUAUGACC